Nylanderia fulva is the source of this 4818-nucleotide messenger RNA. It is a transcript of the gene C3G, whose product is annotated as C3G guanyl-nucleotide exchange factor. Gene Ontology annotation, molecular function: guanyl-nucleotide exchange factor activity. Gene Ontology annotation, biological process: Ras protein signal transduction. The record is from RefSeq and is a predicted model, not a curated record. Lineage: Eukaryota; Metazoa; Arthropoda; Insecta; Hymenoptera; Formicidae. Gene Ontology annotation, cellular component: plasma membrane.
GAGCGUCGCCGUCGUUCGCUCGACUCGGUCGUCGAGAUUUUCGCAGCGCGAACGACAACCUCGUCGUCGAGAAGGGGGCCGCGUGGACCCGGGGACCCCUUGUGACGUUCGCGUUCACCGCACGUUUAAUACAUAUAUAUACAAACGCGUCUCGUUCCCCGGCGACGAGGACGAGCGUGAGGACACGGCACCCGGACGACAAGGGAGGACAGACACCGCGCACAACACGGGGAGUGAAAUGUCACGCGAUUGACAGAAUCCUUCGCCAUAGAGCGGAGCCCCUGCCGGCUUCUCGGACCGGCCGCGAGAUGGCGCUUCGGUGGCGCGCGCCCGAAAAAUGGCCGAUGUACGGAGAUGUAGCGGUGCGCGUCGAGUUUACAUCAGACUGAAAACACCGCGGCGGCAUCCGGUGCGUAGUAGUUCACGAUGCGGCGGUGCGCGGGAAUCCUGAGGUGUUCGAGUGCGUGAUCAUCAUCCGGACUAGGACGACGCGACGCGACCGGGUCAACGAUGGCUUCCACGCCGAAGACGGAGAAACAGACAGAAGUCGAGGAGCGCUCCAGCGGGAAGGCGCGCGGCGGCAAACUAGCGCGUCGUGCGCGCUCCUUCAAGGAGGACUUUCUGGAGAAGCUCUCCCACAUGCGUUCCCCGGGAAGCGGAAGUGGCGGUGGGGGUGGCGGGGGCGGCGGAGGCAGUGGAACGGGCACGAGGGCCGCCUCGCCCUCGUCACCGCGAACGCCGAGGGACAAGAACGCACCGGGUUGCAACGAUUCCGGGAAUACUCUGGACAAGAAUCCCCUACGUGAUCUGCAUAUCCAGGUGCGUCAGGUCCAGCUGGCGCUGCUCCACUUCCGGGACGUCGUGUCCAAGAAGAAGCUCGAGAUGCUGCCCGGGAACGGCACCAUCGUCCUCGAUACCGUCACCACGAUACACAACGCGUUGAAGUCCUACCUGCUCUACGACAACAGCUCCACAUUGGGAUCCGCCACGAAUCAGGUGUACCAAGCGUUAGCACAAUUGCUGAAACUCUGCGACGAUGUAUUGCUGCACGGUGAUCAAUCCUCCGCCCUGGACACCGAGAACGUGACGCACGUGAUCGGCCUGGUCGAGGAGGCGGUGAAGAAUCUAGUGGCCCUUGCGCAUGAGAAGAUCGCCAACAAGCAGAAACCCGCGUCUGUUGCGAAUAAUAAUAGAACCUCCGGAUAUGGGUCGGAACUGACGCAGAGGAACUCCCUGCCAGAUAUACCUUUGACACCGAGGGAACGGCAGAUCCUGGAGCAAACUGCUGCUAGCAGUAGCUUGGUUCGCAGCUCGCACAGUUCGGAAUCGAUCUUACGGGAUUCUAGUCCACCCCCGAAACCUCCGCUGCCCGACAGAACAAAUGUAUGUUUGUCGGAGGAAAACAGCUCUUCCGGUACACCACCUCCGUUGCCGCCAAAAAGAAGAACGAGGACCCAACAGCUCCUGGACGAGUCGGAGGGUCUUCUGGCAUCUAGUCUUGAUAGGGUGUCCCUGCGAAGCCGAUCCCCUGAGGAUUCGUCGUCUCUUCUCAGCGCGUCAGCCGGCAGUUUGGAUUCGGCUCUGAAUCAUUCCCGAGACGAGGACGAGAUUCGAGCCAUAAUGGGACCAAAUGACGAGUCCUUGAAUGAUAGUAUGGACCUAAGUCUCAUGGCUACUAUUCAAGGCAUGCAAGUGAAUGGUACAUCAAACUGUAAUUGCUGGGAUGGUUCUGAAACUAGCAUACCAAGUACUAUGUUGCUAGGUCAACAAACACCUCAGGAAAUGCUUAAUCCAUUCACGGGUAUAGAGGGAAAGAUGGAACGAUUGUCUACGCAAACGCAGGAAUCGGGCUUCGUUUCCAUGCACUCUCAACGAAGCUCAUCCCAAAGUUACACCACCGCGUCCAAGAGAUCGUCGCAACAGAGCAGCAUUAGUUAUAAUUCUCAAUCAUUUAGCGCACAGCAGCAACAGUCGUUCUCCCAGACCAAAUUAUCCUCCGACAGUAACGGCUCUAUUUUUACACAGAAGACGAUGACCAGCUCUAAAAGUACUGUCAGUACGACCAACGUAUCUGGAAACGGGGACCCAGCUUUAUUAGAGAAAUUGGUAAAUGAAAUGGAAUCGACAGUUACGUCUGAUUCUAAUGGAGCGCCUCCAGCACUGCCGGAGAAGCGAUCCAAACGAAGAAAGGAACGGCAGCCGUCGCAAUACGACAAUGUACCGGAGAACGAACAUUUAUCCACGUGCAGUCUGCACACCAGUAACGGGGACAGUCCGGACGCCAACAAACCACCUCCUCUGCCACUAAAGAAGCGGCAUAUGUUCCAAUCAGUGGCAUAUUCCGUUAUGGCUUACAUGGAGAUGUUUGGAAACUGCUCCCACAGUAAUAACGACUUCAUCUCGGGUCUCGGAACUCGUCACUCUGUAGCAGCUUACAAUUCAAUGCAAGCAGAGUGGCAACAGCACGAGAUGUCCCUCACCACAACUCAAUCGUGUUCCUUUGUGACGCAUACUGUGACUGCUCUACACGAUAGCUCAAGCCUUUCUGUGACCACCACACCGAGCUCGAUAGAGGCAACAAAUAAUUCUAGUCUGCCCCCGGCGUUACCACCAAAGAGAUCUCGUUCCAUUAAAUCAAGCGCUACACCUCCGCCGAUAUCGCCAAAACCCACAAUAAGUAUGCAAAAUAUUCACAACGCGGAUCCUCUUGUGACAUCGACGCCUCUCAAGAGUUCGGAGGAGUUGACGUAUGAAAAGAAAGAUGUUACACCUUCGACUCCGGUGAAAUUGAACAACAACGUUAUCAUGGAUACAGUAUUACCAUCGUCCAGACCUGCUAGCAAUGCUCUUUCUUCCAUAUCAGUCGAUGAAAAUACCCUCGAGCUGAGGGAUAUCGAUCAAGAUGAUAGUAUUUUAGAUGAAUUAGAUAUUAACAAAUAUUUGGUAUUAAAGAAACCCGACGAAGAAGGUCCGGAUAUACGUGGCGGACACCCAGAUGCUUUAUUAAUUCACGCCACGAAAGCGAAUAAACACGAUGAAAAAGAAUCAGACUUCCUGUACCAAGAAGCGUUUCUAACGACGUACAGAACCUUCAUGCAGCCAUUGGAAUUAAUUAGAAAACUACAUAGACGCCAUCAACGUUUCUCGUGUUCCCCAGAUGUCGUGAAACAAAGAGCCGCGCGUGAAGCGUUCUCCUUAUUAGUCAGAGUCGUUAGCGAUUUAACGAUAUCUGAUCUCGACGACGUUCUUCUGCAAACUCUGAUGGAAUUCGUGCAGCAGUUAGUGUGCAGCGGAGAUCUCACGAUGGCCAAAGCGUUGCGGGUCAAGAUCUUAGAGAAGCACACUAUCAAGCAGUUACAAGCUACGCAGCCGAUUCUCUCGUCUCUAAGCGUAACAACGAAACAGGCUUCUCUGUUGGACUUUAAGAGCGAGCAGAUCGCCGAACAGAUGACGCUGCUCGACGCCGACUUGUUUAUGAAGAUAGAAAUCCCGGAGGUGCUGAUCUGGGCGCAGGAGCAGAACGAGGAGAGAAGUCCGAAUCUCACAAGAUUUACCGAACACUUCAACAAAAUGUCGUAUUGGGCGCGAUCACGGAUAUUGGAGCACCGACUGGAGAACGAGGCAAAGGAUAGGGAGAAAUACGUCGUCAAAUUCAUCAAAAUCAUGAAGCAUCUUAGGAAAAUUAAUAACUUCAAUAGCUAUCUCGCGUUACUAUCCGCGCUGGACAGUGCGCCUAUCAGGAGACUCGAGUGGCAGAAGCACAUUACGGAAGGUCUUAAGGAAUAUUGCGCUCUCAUCGACAGCUCCAGCAGCUUCCGAGCCUAUAGACAGGCUCUGGCAGAAACGCAGCCGCCAUGUAUUCCUUAUAUCGGACUUGUUUUACAAGAUCUUACGUUUGUGCAUAUCGGAAAUAACGAUUUAUUACCAGAUGGCACUAUAAAUUUCUCGAAAAGAUGGCAACAAUUUAAUAUUGUUGAAAAUAUGAAGAGAUUUAAGAAAGGCACGUAUUCUUUCAAGAAGCAUGAGCGUAUUAUAACGUUUUUCAACAACUUUAGCGAUUUCCUCUGUGAGGAGGCGAUGUGGCAGAUUUCUGAAAGCAUCAAGCCACGUGGUGGCAAGAAAGCACAGCCGCAAAACUAGAAUAUAUCUAACCCUUUCACUGCCUGCGUCUCGAAAUCGGAAGGCUGAAACGUGAGUGAAUUAAAAGAUUUAUAUUUACUGUGUAGGUAUGUAUAUUUUUUUUUUGCGGAAACAAAACCUUUUCCCUACUACUACUAAUGCUCUAACUAAGAGCAGUGAAAGGGUUAGCGAGUCUAUCCCGUUUCGACGCAGCCUCUGUGAGGUUGUAUCUUAAUAUAUUAUUAAAUCUUGUAUGAAGAUUUUAGUAUGAAAACACAUGUGCAAGCUCCGUAUUUAGCAGAUUCGAUAUAACAAUACGUAACGCGCUGUUUAAACUUAAAUUUGCGUUUGUAAUCAGUUCGGAGAAUCGAAAUGCCAAAACUCUUGGAGAAAAUUUGGAGAAAAAUGUCAAGUGAACCAAUAUCUAUCCUAAAAUGCAUUUUUAUUGUAGUCUUUUCGUUUUGCUACAAUACAGUUGACAAGUAUUCGCUGUACGGAGGAGAUAUGCAACUUAUACUUAACUACAACUAUAUGUAACGAUGUUUAUUGUAACAUUAAUUAAUGAGAGAAACCCCGAUCUUCAGCUCCGUUCUAGAUACCUAAUUUAAGGAGAAAUUUAUUUAUUUGCCUUUUUGCUAGAAAAUUGUACAUAUAUAUAUAUAUAUAUUAAUAGUGAAGUAUAUAGUGUAUACGUGUGUA